AUUGUUACCAAGAUGGCGUUCACUACAACGUUGGACAAAAGUUGAAGAAAAACUGCAACACGUGGAUUAUGUCAGCUUGCCAAUGAUCACCAGCCUUCCAACAGCUGACCAGAUGACAAUCUCAGCUGGAAAUUUCUCUUUGGUGUUUACUAUUACCUACCAAUCAUUUGCGAUAAAGAGUAUGCUACUUCUAGACUUCUUCCUUCACAUAACCGACUUUGUGUGCGAGGACAAACCUUGUCUUAUCCAGCCGAAACUCAUUGAAGCUGUCAAUCAAGGGAACUACGGAUGGCGGGCUUCAAACUAUUCUUUCUUUUGGGGACUAACUCUGGAAGAAGGAAUCAGUUAUCGUUUAGGGACACUUAAACCUCACGGCGAGACAGUACAAAUGAACGAGAUCCAUGCCAAGAACCAUCGACCUCUUCAGGAAACCUUCGACUCUCGCCUUGAGUGGCCGGGCCUCAUUCAAGAAAUUAGUGACCAGGGAAACUGUAGCUCCUCGUGGGCCUUCUCAACAGCAGCUCUGUCAUCUGAUCGACGAGCAAUCCAGUCGAAAGGCCGCGAAAGAAUAACACUGUCUCCGCAACAGCUUAUCUCUUGUAACAGCAGAGGACAGAAGGGUUGUCAAGGAGGACACGUUGACAGGGCAUGGUGGUUCAUGAGGAAGCAGGGGUGUGUUCAUUUCGCAGAAAAAUAACUUUCUAUGUUCGUUACUGAACUCAUUGUGAUC
Molecule: messenger RNA, 730 nt
Organism: Limulus polyphemus (Atlantic horseshoe crab)
Lineage: Eukaryota; Metazoa; Arthropoda; Merostomata; Xiphosura; Limulidae
Product: tubulointerstitial nephritis antigen-like
Exons: 6
Biological process (GO): proteolysis
Cellular component (GO): lysosome
Molecular function (GO): cysteine-type peptidase activity
Source: RefSeq, a predicted model, not a curated record